AAAGUCAAACUGAUGCCUGAUGUCCGCUUUCUGGGAAUCUGAUAAUGGCAGAGCUGUUUCUUUUGGGGGAAUCCCAAGAGGAUUUCUCUUGCAACAAAAAAAUCCCCCCUUGUUGUUUUUCUGGGACGAACAUAACGAUGCUGUUCUGCUGUUUUUCCCAAGUUCCUCCUCCAGAUGCAGUUGCUUGGCUGUGCCAAACUCCGGGAUUCACAGAGCUCGCAGAGAGGGCUCAUCUUUUAGCAAAAGGUUUAAAGGCAUAGAACUGUUAAAAAAGAGCCGUGUUCAUGUGAGUCGUUGUUGGAAUCUUUGUGCUUCCAAGUGGAAAAGGACACACUUCGACCAGGGGAAAAGGGAAAGGCUUUCAGGCAUAGCUCCUAGAACUUCCCUGCUCUCAUGGCCAACGUUGACAGCCUCCAGCCAGGCCCAGGGGUGCAUUGGGAGGCAGCUGGCAGGUUGCUCCCCAGGAAAGGGGUGCUGUGAGCAUUUUGUGUGUUCAUUGGGAGCGUGGGGAAUCCCAUCUGCUGGCAGCAGGUACAUCCUGACCACCUGCGGUAGGGAGGGAAGCCGGGAGCUCUUUGCUCAAAGGCACUGUUUUGCCCCCUGCCUCCCCCCAAACAUUAUUUCUACAGUAACAUUUUCCUGUCGUUUUAGUUCUCUGAACAUGUCCCAGAAGGAUCCCUGCCAGAAACAAGCCUGUGAAAUACAGAAAUGCUUGCAAGCGAACAACUACGUGGAGUCUAAGUGUGAAGCUGUGCUUCGAGAGAUGAGGAAGUGCUGUGCCCGGUACCCCAAGGGCAGAUCCAUCUGUUGUUCAGGUUUUGAGAAAGAAGAGAGAGAAAAGCGUAAAGCUACUUCAGAAGGAAUUCCCCCACCACCUCAGUAAUACAAAGCAGCUCCAGCAGGUGCCAGAGCAUGGACUCACCUGCGGAGACCAGGUGUGUGUUUUUGAGCCUUCUCUAGACUUUCUGGAAAGCCAGAGGGCUCCUAGAACACAUCACCCCGUGCACCAAAAAGCAUAACGCAGUACCAAGAGAUGGCCUGGUUAACAGACUUUAUUUUCUGUACCAAAACAUCAUCUACAUUGUCCUUGCAUUGCAUCUGUGUCUGUGAAAAAUCAAUCUGAUGUGUUUAGAAUGCUUACCUUACUCUAACCCAUCCUUGCUCUCAAAAUGGAGGGCUGGAACCAAGUUACUGUGGCUUCUGGAGGGGGAGGUACAGGAAAUGUGCUCUUAAGAGUGAGUUUAAGUGUGACACAUGAAAACAAAGUCCAUUUUGACACAGCAAAGGUAUUGCUGCCGUCAGCCAGCAGUUCCAGGCAACAUUCACCUGUCCAGGGGUUCAAGCUCAAGAAUGGGAAUCGGGUCUGGGGUUUGUUCCCAGGUCUUGCAUAGCUCAUGGUGACCACGCGUCACUCUGCCUAAGUGCCUCACUUUCCCACUGGACAGAGUUUAGAUGACUUUCUAUUUGAAUUGCCUACACGCUGCUAUUUGCAUGACAAUAAAGAUGUUACAGGAACAUUAUUUCAGGGAUUGCUACAGGAAUAGGAUCUUUUUUUAAAAAAAAAAAAAGAAAAAGCAAUAUUCGUUUGGAAAUCCUGACUGUUGAUAUAAAAUUUAUAAAUUUCUGUAUAAUUGAAGACCUUUAAGCAAUAUGUUACCAAUCCAGCAUAUCUGGGUGUGCUGGAACCCAGAGGCCUAUCACAAAGCCCUGGGCUAGAUCCAAGAACCGAUUUAGGUGCCACUUCUGAACACACAGUUGUAGGCACCCUCUGUCAAUACAGCACUUCAGAUUCACACACACAACCCAAUCCGUCUGUGUCUGGACCCCAGGGAGAGAUGGCUCUUCAGAAACUCUCACCUGUGCAGCAGAAUUUCCUGUGACCUGUAGGAAGAGCUCAGUAGUCAGGUUCCUGCAUCACCCUUCAGAGCUGCCUCUGUCUCUCCGUCCACUGUAGCAGGAGUCCAGGCACCUCAGUGGGUGCCAAGUCCAUUGCAGGGCCCAGGCACCGAAAUACCAGACUUCGAACCCACUAGGCUCCUAACUCUGUCAUUAGAUCUAGCCGUAAAGGACUUUUGUGCUGUGAUAAUUAACUACAAAAUACAGCUUCUAUAAACAGACCACUGUAGUCUAGGCACAAUAGUUGAGUGUAUUGAAGCCUAGAAUGGCAAACCAUCUGUACCUGCUGCUCUGAAAUACCAUAACACAAAAUAAAUGACUGGAACAAAUCGCCGUCUGAGUGUGGUUGUUUACUGAGAGCACAACACAGCUGUAAGCUGGGCUGCUUGGCUACGUGUGAUAUCAUCAGGUUGAAAUAGAAGCUGCUCAGUAUUUUUAUAACUGGGACUCAGGCUCAGAUUAACUCAGGGAUAGCCCUGCCCUCCCACCCCACAAAAAAUGACAGUGACAAAAUGGGGGUGACAGGGCAGGUGGUAUGCUUGGAAAGUGGAGGAAAAGGAUGACAACGAUGAGAAGCAGCUCUAACAUUUCACAAGUGGCUCAUUUUUCCCUCCUGCCCUAUCCAAGUAGGAGCAGUGGGAAGAAAAUCACUACUGCACAUCAAACAGAGUUGUUCGGGCUUCUGUUGCACCUACUUAAAGGAAACCUUUGUCUCCGUGCCCAGUUCUGCUCAGGUGGAACAAACUUGGUCAGCUGUGAGGGAGAGAUGAGGACAUGCAGGUUCCCGAGGAGCAGCAGCAGAUCUCACACAGAAAUUAAAGCAAAACCAUUUAAUAAAAUAUCACUUCAACAAGCAUUUACAUAUAAUAUAUAAAAAGACUUUAAAAAGCCUAGUGUGUUUUAAACCCUCCCGUGCUGGCACGGAUGCCAGAAGUGGCUGACACAAAACAAAAGGGACGUGUGUGUCGGAGGGGUGGGGGGAAGACCUCAUCUUGGCACCUGCAAUAACAGAAAUGCAUCCCCAGAGGCUGAUGGGGCACCAGAACUCGCAGCGUGGGCACACAGCAUCCACCACCAGCCACGAGUCUCACACUGGCACAGCAGGAAGAUUUGCCAGCUCCCAACUGCUCCCUGCCCACCUUCACAUCCAACAGAAUUUGCCUGAACUGCUCUCUUCCCCUUGCAGCAGUUACUGAGAUCUUCUGGCUCCCUCUCUGGGCCAUUCCUCUCUGCAGCAGCAGAUGAGGACCCCAUGGAGCAGAAUGCAAUACCUCCCACCCUGGGCAGUGCCUGAGCAGAGGCUGGAGGGCAGCCCUAAGGCCUGUUAAUGAUUUACCUUCAUUUUGUCCCUGGAGAAAGGUUUGUAAAGAACAGUGCAUGCCAGUUGGGUUACUCAACACACCAGGCAGAGGGGAAGCAACACUUCCCCUACAGGAGCAAGAGAUACUCUGCGAUACAAAUGUAUUGAUUCACACACAUUCAGCUAUGCAGGUUUACUACAAACACCUGCUUUUUUUUUUUUUUUGUCACUCCACUCCCAAGCAUGAAUUUCUUGAGGACCUAUCUGCUGCAUCACUUCACUCCUGCAGCCCAUGAUGGCUUUCCUAAAAGUUGUCAUUAAAAGGAUGUGAGCCCAGCUGCUCCUCCCUUCACCCCAGGAGCAGAGAUACCAAUUUCUGCUUCUUGACUGCCUGCAGGGUGAGAAAAGCACCAACUAGAUCAAAGUGUUGCCAGAAUCACACUUCAAUCAGAGGCAAAACAAAGCUAAUGGCUGUCAGUGCUCAUCCCAAAACCUCUGGAGGCUGAACCCACAUUUCCAGCCCUCUUAGCAGCUCUCUGGGGACGAGUCCCCCUUCUACCCACACCAGAACGGCAUCUGAGAUGGGCUGCAGCCAACAGGAGCACAUUCUGGUCACUCACACACACCGUUGUUCUCCAGCUUGUUCCCUGUGAAGGGUGUGCUGACCCACAUAAAAAACAUUCUGGGGAAGAACACCUAUCUGUACCUCCUGAAGGAAAUCACCCCGAGGUCAUUCAAGUCCUCACACUCUGCCAAGUGCUAACGCCAAUCCAGCAUGGCCAUUGCAUAACACCUCUAAGAUACACAGAUUUCAUUUUUCUUGUGGGUUAGAGUUCUGCUCUGCACACAACUGUCCCAAGAACAGCUGAGCCCUGCACCAGGCUACUGCUGUCAGAAAUAUACAAGGGGAUUAAGCAAGCAGCUUUUUUUUUUGGGGGGGGGGGAAUGGGGGGAAA
This is a messenger RNA of Phasianus colchicus (ring-necked pheasant), 4152 nucleotides long. NCBI's taxonomy places the organism in Eukaryota, Metazoa, Chordata, Aves, Galliformes, Phasianidae. The record is from RefSeq and is a predicted model, not a curated record.